Molecule: messenger RNA, 1428 nt
Organism: Aspergillus calidoustus
Lineage: Eukaryota; Fungi; Ascomycota; Eurotiomycetes; Eurotiales; Aspergillaceae
Source: the annotation of a GenBank genome assembly
AUGGCAGAUGUCCAGAAGGGCGGCAGAAUCGUGCCUAUAAUUGCCCCUCAUCAUCAUAGCCUCUCUGACGGGAGCCUGGUAAACGAAAUCAAACCCGGGAAGCGGCAACCACAAGAGCUUCUCCAGGACUCCCGGCCUCGAGAGCCAAAGAAUAGACGCGGCAGGGUAGACACAGAAUGCUUGGAGCUUCCUUGUCUCAGUCAAAUGGGGCUCUAUGCUCUUCCCACUGAGGGCGAUGGUAAUUGCCUAUAUUAUGCGCUGUCAGACCAAUUGUACGGAGACUUCACCUAUGCCGACCGCAUCCGAACACAACUUGCAGACCACAUCUCCGCCAACCGAGAAUACUUCAUGAGCUUCAUAGCCGCCGCUGGUGGGGAGCGCAGAGCCCCUAGGCGGGCCGCGGCUGAAGCCGCCAGGAAUUCUUACUGCUCUUCUUCGUCCGCCAGCCCUGCGCCAAACCCGUCAAGUAAAGAUAAAGAACGAAGCUUUGAUUCCAAAGUGGCCGAGUCACGAAAGAACGGUGUAUGGGGAGGAGCGGAGGAAAUACAGGCUUUCUGUCAGUCCUUCAAGAAGGAUGUCAACGUCUACACUAUGUAUGGCAUUCAGACUUUCCGUGACGUCCAUGCACCAGCAGACGAGGAAAGAGAAAUCGUACACAUUGCCUUUCAUGAUUUCCACCACUAUUCCUCAGUACGCCAUUCUCAUGGCCCGCAUACGGGCCUCCCGUGUAUCCCAAAACUCAACAAAGCAACACAUAUCAGCGAGACCUCAUCUGACAGUCCGGUAGUCAGCAUGGCUUCUCCGUGGAAGAUAUCAGUCAUACAGGAAGGCUUUGGAGGCAAGUAUGACAGGGAAACCAUUGUAGGAGUGCUUGAAGAAUGUCGAGGAAACAUCGACAAUGCAUUCAUGAACCUGCUUGGCGAGGAUGCCAACGCUCAACCAGUCGAAGCUACAGCUUCCCGAGCUAUUAUGAAAUCUCGGUUUCAGCCUUCCUCGCGUUCUUCGUCUCCCUUCAGCACCGGCAGCAAGCGCUCAGCAGAUGACAGCGAUGAGGAGGAGAAUCCUCGACCAGCGUCGCGACGUGUCCGAGCACGUGAGCAAAAGCGACGUAUACUCCCAGAUGUCACCGUCGGAAUAGCGUUCAGAGACGAUCAGAAUGACAUGGUCUCCCUUCGUCUUCGGGUGAGCCCCGAGAAAUGCGUUCCUACGCCUUCAGUAGAAGAAAGCAAAGAUCUGUCAAAAACCAGCUCUUCCGAGGCCCAUGAAACAAGCUCAAUCCACCCAAAGAAGGGCAGAAGAUUAAAGCUGAGAAGCAAGCAAAUUGCAGAAUCGAGUGAGACGUCUUCAAGCCAGCAGAGCGAAUCCAGCCUGGCCGAGCAAAAAUUACGCCGAAGUCAACGCUUUACACGGAGCCGUACUGGCUCGUGA